CGCCCCUUACCUGGCUUGACAGACAAAUCAGUAAAGGACUGAUCCUCACUGUGACAGCUGUUGGUUUUAUUAUUGUACUUCAGGCUGUUCUGUGUUGGCACAUUAUAGACAUUUUGUAUUUGGUGUCUUUGAAAAUUUGCAUGAUAACUUAACCGGACUGUCUUGACAAACUGUCGUUAGCUGCUGUCUCCGGUUAACUUAUCAACCGGUAACAUCACAACUGCCAGCUCACGGAACACUGAGCUUGUUAGCCUGCUAGCCCAGCUGUCUCUCUAGUCGAACAACCCUUUGUGUUCACAAGCAAGUUAGCUAGCGGGCGUUGUUUCUUCUCCAAACAUAGGCUUUUGCAGUUCUAUUUUUUUCGUCUGAGAAGAGUUAAGGAAACCAAGAUAGGCGGCUUGGGAACCAAGAUGUCGAACCGAGUGGUGUGCAGAGAAGCAAGUCACGCCGGGAGCUGGUACUCUGCUUCGGGAUCCCAGCUGAAUGCACAACUAGAGGGCUGGCUAUCCCAAGCACAGUCCACGAUUAGACCCGCUAGAGCCAUCAUAGCGCCGCAUGCUGGUUAUACCUACUGUGGUGCAUGUGCUGCACAUGCCUACAAGCAGGUUGAUCCCUCUGUUACUCGUAGGGUGUUCAUCUUGGGACCUUCACACCACGUGCCCCUCUCCCGCUGUGCCCUGUCACCCGCAGGCAUCUAUAGAACACCUCUCUAUGACCUGAGAAUCGACCAGAAGGUUUAUGCUGACCUCUGGAAAACUGGGUUGUUUGAGCGGAUGAGUCUACAGACAGAUGAGGACGAACACAGUAUUGAAAUGCACUUGCCUUACACUGCUAAAGCCAUGGAGAGCCACAAAGACGAGUUUAGCAUUGUCCCUGUGCUUGUGGGCGCCCUGAGUGAAUCUAAAGAACAAGAAUAUGGGAAGCUGCUUAGCAAGUAUCUGGCAGACCCUUCCAACCUUUUCAUCAUCUCAUCUGACUUCUGCCACUGGGGUCAACGGUUCCGCUACACGUACUACGAUGAAUCUCAAGGGGAGAUCUACAGGUCUAUUGAGCAUCUUGAUAAAAUGGGGAUGGGAAUUAUAGAGCAGCUGGAUCCCAUGUCUUUCACCAACUACUUGAAGAAGUAUCGCAACACCAUUUGUGGGCGUCACCCGAUUGGAGUGCUGCUAAAUGCUGUGGCUGAGCUGAGGAAGUCUGGUUUAGAAAUGAACUUCACUUUCCUAAACUACGCCCAGUCAAGUGAGUGCAGGAACUGGCAGGACAGCUCUGUGAGUUACGCUGCUGGGGCACUCGUCAUUCAUUGAGGUUGACUUUUGCAGGGGCCACUGCAGCACCGCUGCCCUCCCCUUACUAUCUAUCGCCAUAACCUGACCCAGACACUCCCGCCCCUCCCACCCCGCCCCAAGUUAUGCCCACUAUUUGCAGGAAGACAGUUGAAGCCAAUAGUCUUUUUUUUUUUUCCUCUCUCUCCCCCUCAGCUUUCCUCCACGUGUCUCCACCCUCCUCUCAGUUUGAAGCGUGUGCUUUGCUUGAAAUGCGGUUUUGAAAUGAUGUAGGAGCAAUCGGUUCGAGGAGGUUUAAUUUGACUCGGAGUAAGCGUUGGGAGGGGGAAAUCUUAUUCGAUUUUUUUUGCAAGGACUGCAGUUGUCCUCUUAUUCCCUUAUUGUUUUCCUGAUAAAUGAUGGAUUUGAGUUGUAAUAAUGCAGUCUUUACAUUUGGACUUAUGUAAUUUGCCUCAGAAAAGGAAUGAAAAUAAAACUUCAGAUCUUAAUGGAUAUUACUGAAAUGUUGCCAGAUGAAAAUGCAAUGAGUGCGUUUGCUGACUGCUGUAAGCUACAUGCAACUUAAAUUUUGAAAACCGUGUCCCAGGUAAUUACUACAAUUGCUCAACAUAAAGUACAGUAUGUUGUCAUUGUUAACAAAGGGCUGCCCCCAACAAAGUUCAUUAACUCUGUACAAAGCCAAAAACCUGAUUACCUUAUUAGUUUAUUAAAUAUUAUCCUUUACUCAUGUUAUUCCUUUUAUUUUUCCCCUAGUUUUAUUAGACGUGUUUGUAUUUACUCACAUAGUGUGUUAGAUUUGAACAAAAGCAGUGUUGUCAGUUUAGCUCUAAAGCCCACAACAUGGUUUGCCUGUUAAAUUAGUGUGUGUGACACUCCUCCCAGGAUCCAGCUAUAUGCAUGUUGCAUUAUAGAUUUGUUUUACCAGAGCCACACUGCAGAUGUGGGUGCUACAGAAACAUACUCAAAGCUGGAUAUUGUGUAUUGAUUUCAAAUACUGACAUCUCUAGUGUUUGUUUACACUGCCACCUUGAAUCUUUGUAGUCGAUGAAUUGUCAGUAUAGAAGACUCGAACAAAGUUUUUUGUUUUUGUUGUUGUUUUGCUGGACUUAGAAAAUGUAUUUUGUUACACAUUCAGUUUUAUUAGAUCAGCAAAAGUUUUGUUAUGGGCUCAACCAAGUAGUGCAGCGGUAAAGCCCUAGAUGAUCUGCUUAAACUUGUAGGAACUGUUACUGUAUCUGUUCACUAGGUAGUAGUUUACCUCUCUUUUAAAUACUGUUUUGAUUUAAGAAUGCCAAAAGUGACUGGGAAGUCUUUAUCCUUAUUUCAAGGUUUGUUUCCCAGUUUCACUAGUUCUCUCAGUAUAGGAGAAUUUACUCCUAAAGCAGUAGGAGUAUCACUUAGGCAGUUAGCUAUAACAAGUAAUAGAUGGCUUGAGCUUUAAGAUCAGUCUCAAUGCUUUGCUAUAUGGUUUAGGAAUCUACCCAGAAACGUCACUGCUGCUCCCUGCAUACUAAACCUGAAUGCAUAUUGAUGAGUCACAGGGCGGUAUAGGCUUUCAUCGACAAUAUGAUAUAGGCCGCACUCACCUUCUUUUCUGUUGUUAGAGAUCUGAACAUCACUCAUUACUGACUGACUUUUGCUGCUGAAGGCAUUUAUUCCCAUUGAAACGAUGCAGUCCUCUAACAUAGGUCCCUCUCUCACCACCAUAAGAGGCAUUGCACGUUCAGCUACAAUAUCUGGUGAACCAAGUGGACACAGACUAAAAGAAGAAUCCCCAGGCUCACUUGACCUCCGAUGUUAAUUUGAUUUAAGGGAAACUAGUAAAGCAUGACACACUGUGCUAUUGUGCCUUUUAUCACUGUUGCACAUAAAGCAUAUCCUUACUUUUAGUCUUAUUUUAGAAUGUGUGUUUUCAGUCUUUGGUUUUUCCACAUGGACCCUCCCCCUCGCCUAGUGCUCAACAAUGUCUCCAGCUCCCCCAGUACUCCACGAGUGUUGUGACCUGUUCCCCAUGUGUUGGUCUCAAUGGCACCAACUGUUAUCUCCUCUCUCCAGCAGGGAGUGGUGUUCUGUUUUCUUCACCUCACCUCACCUCACCUCAGUCCUAUAGAGACAAAGGCUGAACCUCAACACUGUUCAUUUUCUGUUUAUUGAACUUUGUUUACCUUUUAGAAAAUGGUUUUUGUAUUUUUUUAAUUUCUUGCUUAGAAAAUGGGAUCUUACAUGACACAAAACUAAAAUAUACUACUUAACUACUCCCUAAAUGGAGUUUUUUUGAUCUCAGGUUCCACUGACAAAGCAUCCCAACAGGCUCUUCAGAUAGGGCUGAGGAUUCAUGUUACAAAAC
Molecule: messenger RNA, 3630 nt
Organism: Monopterus albus (swamp eel)
Lineage: Eukaryota; Metazoa; Chordata; Actinopteri; Synbranchiformes; Synbranchidae
Gene: memo1
Product: mediator of cell motility 1
Exons: 9
Coding region: 411-1304 (297 amino acids)
Source: RefSeq, a predicted model, not a curated record